Molecule: messenger RNA, 1741 nt
Organism: Calidris pugnax (ruff)
Lineage: Eukaryota; Metazoa; Chordata; Aves; Charadriiformes; Scolopacidae
Gene: BPNT1
Product: 3'(2'), 5'-bisphosphate nucleotidase 1
Exons: 9
Coding region: 326-1249 (307 amino acids)
Biological process (GO): phosphatidylinositol phosphate biosynthetic process
Molecular function (GO): 3'(2'),5'-bisphosphate nucleotidase activity
Source: RefSeq, a predicted model, not a curated record
UCGCCCCGGAGCCGGAAGGAUUUGAGGCGCUUCGGGCUUAUUUUGUAAAAGGGGGUGGCAUCGCCCUGGCGACACCGGAGCCGGCUCUUCCUGAAAGAAGGCGGCGCGAGGGCGGACCCGCCGGCGGGUCAGCGGUGCGGUGGAGGAGCUGGCGGCAGCGGCGGGAGGUGGCCGAGGGGGGCUUGGACUUCGGUUUCGGUGACUUCACCGCCCAGGGAGUGGAGCGGCAGGAGGAGGGCUGGGACGGGGACAGAGGGAGGGAGAACGGCGGCCGCCGGGGUGCAAGGGAGACCGAGGGAGGAGCGCGACUGCGGAGGCACUCAGAAUGGCUUCUCCAGCUCUACUCAUGCGCGUGGUCGCCUCUGCAUACUCUGUCGCGGAAAAAGCUGCAACAAUUGUUAGAAAUGUAAUGGCUGCAGGAGAUCUGGGGAUAGUGGAGAAGACCGGAGCCAAUGACCUGCAGACCAAAGCUGACCGACUGGUACAAAUGAGCAUUUGUGCUUCCCUGGCACGGAAGUUUCCCAAGGUGACAAUCAUAGGAGAAGAAGAACUGUCCGCUGAUGAGGUAACUGAGGAAUUAAUUGAAGAUGGCCACUGUGAAGAAAUACUGAAGAAAACUUGUCCUGCUCAGUAUGCAGGAAUUAAAGAGGAAGAGCUUGUAAUAUGGGUUGAUCCUUUGGAUGGAACCAAGGAGUACACUGAAGGUCUCCUUGACCACGUAACAGUUCUCAUUGGAAUUGCUUAUGGAGGCAAAGCAAUAGCAGGAGUUAUUAACCAGCCAUAUUACAACUAUGAGGCAGGAGCUGGUGCUGUGUUGGGUAGGACAAUCUGGGGAGUCCUGGGCAUAGGUGCCUUUGGAUUUCAGCUCACAGAAGCACCUGCUGGGAAACACAUCGUUGUUACCACUCGUUCUCACAGCAGUGCCCUGGUAAAUGACUGCAUCAGUGCCUUGAACCCAGACACUGUCAUCAGAGUUGGAGGGGCAGGAAACAAGAUCAUUCAGCUUAUAGAAGGCAAGGCAUCUGCUUAUGUAUUUGCCAGUCCUGGGUGCAAGAAAUGGGAUACAUGUGCACCUGAAGCUAUUCUACAUGCUGUGGGAGGCAAGAUAACUGAUAUCCAUGGAAAUUCAUUUCAGUAUAACAAGGAAGUGAAACACAUGAAUUCAGCUGGGGUCCUUGCCACUUUGAGAAAUUAUGACUAUUAUGCCAGUCGUAUUCCCAACAGCGUUAAACAAUCUCUUGUGCCUUAAAGCAGUAAAGCAUCUUCACUUGGCCUGGAAGGCUGAAAAAGUGAACUUGGAGAAGAAGAAAGAAAGAAGAUAACUGAGCUUGAAAUUUUGUUGUACAGAAUCUGAACUGAAUUCUUACAUUAAGGUGUUCAAUAAUUUAAAAAUUACAUACUGAAUCCCUAUGUAUAUGUUGGAUCAGAUUGUUUUGCUGUGUUUAGCAGACAACAUCAAAACAGUCAUAUUUCUUCAAUAGUUGUUUUCCAUGUUCUUCAGGAGUAUUCAUUCUUCAUGAUUGUGCUUAAUAUAUUGCUAACAGUCCAAAACUCUACAGUACAAUCCAAAAAUCAUCUUAAUAUUCAGGGCACAAAAUCAUAGUAAGUAGUUUACUGGAUCUUGCUCAAUGCUUUUUGUUGCAUGUAGUCAACAACGGUUUAUUGAGUAAAUACAAAUGGACUAAGAAUUUUUCUGGAUGGAUUAGCCUAUUUCCUAUAAAGUUGACAGUUUUGAUUCUUA